CACAAUUGCUCUCUCUCUCUCUCUAGUCUCGCACACAGACAGAAAUGAAAAUGGGGUGCUCCGCACUUCCGCAGCCGUUCCGAGUGUUGAACUUUCUUUCAUGAACUCAACUGUUAAUAUGAAAACAUACAAUAUACAUGAAUGAUCUAGAAGGCGAAGGUUUUUAAAUUAAAUUAGCCCUAAGCAAGGAAGGAAGGAAGAAAUGGGAUGCGCUCAAUCCAGAUUGGACAGCGAUGAAUCGGUAUCCAGAUGCAAGGAGAGGAGGAAUCAGAUGCAGCAAGCCGUUUUGCUGAGGAACGCCUUUGCUUCCGCUCACUCCGCCUACGCCAUGGCUCUUAAGAACACAGGCGCCGCCUUGAGCGACUUCGCGCAGGCCCAAGUCCCCCCUCCCGACAGCAAGCCUCCCCCUCCUCCGCAUAUCAUUGACAGGACUCCCCUCCCUCCACCUCCCCCGCCCUUACCCAACUUCUCCCCUCUCACGCCCUUGCAGCGCUCUAUCACUAUGCCUGAGCUCUCUAAUCCGGGGGAGAAGAUGAAGAGCAUAGCCAUUGGCGAGGAUGAGGAAGGUGUUGGUGGGUUCAAUCAUCAUCCAAACGGCGUGGUCAUACCUGAUAGAAAUGAAGAGGGGACUCCAGUUACAGAUCCACUCUCUCCUCAACCUCAUGGCUUAGCUUGGGAUUACUUUUAUAUGACGGAUAAUGUGCCCGGAACAGCCCUAAAUGACGUGGAUGAGGAUGGAGAUGGUGAUGAUAGCCCUGUCACUCCAACAACUGAGAAUCUCGGUGAAGAAUUCAAGACACCGGAGAAAGGAUUAACAGAGGAGGGGACACCUCCUGUGAUGGGGAGGCAGAAAAACUUUGUUCAUUCUAAGACUGCGCCUCCAGGAAUUAUAGAAUUGGUUGGCAGUGAUAAAGCAGCGAGUGCAAGUAGUGCAGAUUUCUAUCAGGUUUUCAGUGUGAUAGAUGAUCAUUUCCUCAAGGCUUCAGAGUGUGUUCAAGAGGUAUCACUGAUGCUAGAGGCUGCUACCCUGCAUUAUCACUCCAACUUCGCAGACAAAGCAAAUAUAGAUCAUGCGGCAAGGGUAAUGCAAAUCAUCACAUGGAACAAAUCUGUCAAUGGAGAGUCAAACAGUGAUGGUGCAAAGGAAAAUCACGAUGGUCGUGAAUUUGAGACUCAUGCCACUGUUUUGGAUAAGUUGCUGGCUUGGGAGAAGAAACUAUAUGAGGAACUAAAGGCUGGUGAGAUUAUUAAGCAUGAAUAUCAAAGGAAAGUUGCUAUUCUAAACAAGCUGAAAAAACGCAGUGCUAGUUCUGAAUCACUGGAGAAGGUGAAAGCCGCUGUUAGCCAUUUGUAUACACGUUUUAUAGUUGAAAUGCAAUCUUUGGAUUCAACAGUCACGGAAGUGAAUGAUAUUCGCGACAAGCAGUUGUAUCCGAAGCUGGCUGAUCUUGUCCUCGGGAUGGCCAAGAUGUGGGGAUCUAUGUGUAGACACCAUGAAGAACAGAUGAGGAUAGUUAUGGACCUCACAACCAUUGACAUCUCUGCCACCCCCAUAGGAACAACCAAACAUCACCAGGAGCGCACCAUCCAACUAGGCGAUGUGAUUAAGGAGUGGCAUGACCAGUUUGAAAACCUCGUGAAUAACCAAAAAAACUACAUCCAAACCCUCAGCAAGUGGUUAAAACUAAACCUCGUCCCGGUCGAAAGUGGCCUGAAGGAAAAGACAACACCAUCUCCACCCAGACCUGAAAACCCGCCCAUCCAAACGCUCCUCCAAGCCUGGAAUGAGCUUCUCGAGAAAAUCCCUGAUGAGCACUCCAAAAGUGCAAUUACCACUUUUGAAGCUGUGAUAAGGACAAUCAGUCUUCACCAGGAGGAUGAAAUGAAGUUGAAGGACAAGUGUGAAGAAACAAGAAAAGAGUACAUGCGUAAGAGUCAGUCGUUUCAAGAAUGGUGUCAGAAGCACAUGCAGCAGCAGCAUAGGGCCCCACGGGAGGAUGAGGUGGACCCUGUUUCAGAGAGGCAGUUUAUGGUGGAGAGCUUGAAGAAGAGGUUGGAUGAGGAAACGGAAGCUUAUCAGAAGCAAUGUGUCCAAGUUAGGGAGAAAUCUUUGGGAGGUCUGAAGAUUCAAUUGCCUGAACUUUUCCGGGCCGUGAGGGAUUAUUCACACAUGUGCUUCAUUGCUUAUGAAAGAUUGAGACUGCUAGUGGAAUCACAGAACAACAAUCCAAUUCAGGAGUCCGUAGGAUUGUCUGACUUUUAAUUUUAUUCUUGCCAGGAAACUGCAUUUCUAUGUGGAUGAUAUUUUCCAUUGGGUUGCAGUAUUUUUCUAUAGAACUUGGCAUGAAAUGGUUAUUGAUAUUUAUCUUUCAAAAUCUUUAGCAAGAAAAAUUGAUGUUGUAGUGAGCUUUUGAUGGGAUGGGGGUAAUGAUAUACAAUUGAAUUGAUU
Molecule: messenger RNA, 2449 nt
Organism: Cuscuta epithymum
Lineage: Eukaryota; Viridiplantae; Streptophyta; Magnoliopsida; Solanales; Convolvulaceae
Source: the annotation of a GenBank genome assembly